This is a messenger RNA of Mucor velutinosus, 1122 nucleotides long. RefSeq names its product NodB homology domain-containing protein. Gene Ontology annotation, molecular function: sterol 24-C-methyltransferase activity. Gene Ontology annotation, cellular component: endoplasmic reticulum. Lineage: Eukaryota; Fungi; Mucoromycota; Mucoromycetes; Mucorales; Mucoraceae. Gene Ontology annotation, biological process: ergosterol biosynthetic process. The coding region runs from base 1 to 1122 and encodes 373 amino acids. The record is from RefSeq and is a predicted model, not a curated record. The transcript is spliced from 3 exons.
AUGACCACUGGAACCGUUUCAGCUCAAAACUCUGAGGAUAUUGCCUUUGCUCGUGCCCUCCAUGGCGAGAAAAUCAAGAGUGGUCUUUUGGCCAACUUGUCUUCCAAGAACGCUGAUGUCCACAAUGUGGCUACUGACACUUAUCUCAAGAUGUGGAAGGCUCCCAAGGAAGAGACCAAGGAAGACGAAACCAAGAGAUUAGAUGGCUAUACUUCUCUUGUCAACUCUUACUAUAACUUGGCUACCGAUUUCUAUGAAUAUGGAUGGGGUUCCAGUUUCCACUUCUGUCGUUACUAUGUUGGCGAAGAGUUCAACCGCGCUAUUGCUCGUCAUGAGCACUAUUUAGCCGCCAACAUUGGUAUCAAGAAGGAUAUGCGUGUUCUUGAUGUUGGCUGUGGUGUUGGUGGUCCCGCUCGUGAAAUUGCUCAUUUCACUGGUGCCCAUGUUACUGGUUUGAACAACAAUGCCUAUCAACUCCAAAGAGCUACGCAUUAUGCUGCUAAGGAAUUGCUGCAAGAUCAAACCGAAUUCAUCAAGGGUAACUUUAUGGAAAUGCCUUUUGAGGCCAACACUUUUGAUGCUGUUUACGCUAUUGAAGCUACAUGUCACGCUCCUGUUUUCGAAGGUGUCUAUGGCGAGAUUUACCGUGUCUUGAAGCCUGGAGGAAACUUUGGUUGUUACGAAUGGUGUAUGACUGACGAUUUCGAUGAAAACAACCCUGAACACAAGGAAAUUGCUCACAGCAUUGAAAUUGGUAACGGUAUUCCCAAGAUGCGUAAGACUGCCGAGUGUAUCCAAGCCUUGAAGAACGUUGGCUUCGAUGUGUUGAUGAACCAAGAUCUUGCCAAUGUCGGUGAUGCCAUCAACUGGUACUACCCUCUUGAAGGUGAUAUCAGAAAGUGUCAAACUGCCAAGGAUGUUUUAACCACUUUAGCCAUGACCAAGUUGGGUCGUUUCACUACCACCAACUUUGUCCGCGUCUUGGAGAAGAUUGGUUUGGCUCCCAAGGGUACGGUUGAGACCCAAAAGUUCUUGGAAACUGCUGCUGAUGCUUUAGUUGCUGGUGCCAGACAAAACUUGUUUACUCCCAUGUUCUUCUUUGUCGCCAAGAAGCCCGAGUAA